This is a messenger RNA of Strongylocentrotus purpuratus (purple sea urchin), 2232 nucleotides long. Its product is annotated as glypican-5-like. The transcript is spliced from 7 exons. Gene Ontology annotation, cellular component: cell surface; plasma membrane; extracellular region. Lineage: Eukaryota; Metazoa; Echinodermata; Echinoidea; Camarodonta; Strongylocentrotidae. Bases 297 to 2114 code for a protein of 605 amino acids. The record is from RefSeq and is a predicted model, not a curated record. Gene Ontology annotation, biological process: positive regulation of canonical Wnt signaling pathway; cell migration; regulation of protein localization to membrane.
GCGGCGUGCAAUGUAGGAUAUCAAGCAGAUGCUUUCAAAGACCCGACGAACGCAACGCAUCGAUCUCUACUCUAUUCCGGUCUAAAGUUUGUUGAAGCGAUCAGCCAAACUGGAACUUUUACUUUUUAUCAGUCAACUUGAGCUCUUGAAAUGUUAUCCUUUGUGUCAUUCAUGAAAUGAUGUCGUCUUAUCAGACCAGCUAUAAAUCAUCGUGAAGUUUUCCGAGAGGUUUUGAAGCCCACACGAACUUUCCUGUAGUAAUUCUGUCAUCGGUCUUGGAAGUGGAUUGCCUGAAAAUGGAUCGCUUGGGACUCAUAAUCGUAACAAUUUUAACUCUUAUUUCCACAAGACUGAAUAUUGGGAGAGCAAAUACCUUGACAACAUGCACUAAUGUAUAUUCAGAACUCAGUCGACUUCAGUUUAGAUAUUACACGGAAAUACCUCAAAACCCUGUAAAUGCUCAAGAUUUAAAAGUCUGUAGGACGGGGAUGUCCUGUUGUACUGCGUCCCUGGAGAGGGAGCUCAUCAACCAAGCAAAGCUAGACUUUCAUACCAGUCUUCAAACAUCCACCAUGUUCCUCAAGUAUACCCUGGCGACCAGUGCAGUAGAUUUCAGAACUGAAUUUGAGGAUCUUUUGCAGUAUGGAAAAGAGAGGAUUCAACAGCAUUUUAGGACAUUGUAUACUAGUAUUGCCAUCAACAUGAACAGCCCUAUAGAGGAUUUAUUUGGUUCUUUGAUGGACUACCUCCAUGGCAUGGAUGUAAACGUUGAGCAUGCCGUAUCAAGGUUCUUUGACACGCUCUUCCCGCACAUCUAUACCAGUCAUAUAAACAGCAAAGUGACGCGGUUGGACUCGCGGUAUCGCGACUGCCUCUCGAACCAGGCAUCGGUGAUCAUGCCGUUUGGUUUUGCGCACCGGGACCUGGCCAGGAUCCUGGAGAAGUCUCUGAAGGUGGCGAGGAUGUUCCUUGGGACGGUCAACCUGGGUCUGGAGGUGCUGAACUCGACGGAGAACAUGCCCCUGACCCGACGCUGCACCCGCGCCCUGAUGCAGAUGAGGUACUGCGGACAGUGCCAGUCUUUGGUCGGUGUGCCAGCCUGUCAGGGCUUCUGCUUCAAUGUCAUGAAAGGUUGCUUGGCUAACUUCAUGGAUCUGGAUCUGUACUGGAGAGAAUACGUUGCGGUGGUCGUUGACCUGGUCCGUGUUAGUAUGACCGCUGAGUACGACCUCCAUUCGGCCAUGUACACUCUGGAUCAGAAGGUAAUGGCAGCCAUCACAAGGGCCAUAGAGGACAAAGAUUCCAUUAUGCAAGCGGCGAUGAUCACUUGCGGGCCUCCACCCCUCUCAAGACCCUCCCCGUACAACGACUUUGCCAUGAACAACCCUGCAGGAAACAUCCCCAUCGCUCCCAACCCCGCCAUCCCUCUGGACGAGCUCUUACUGCAGUUUGUAGGAAGCCUGGACAGUUCCAAGAGUGUCUUCCGGGACCUUCCCCUCCUCAUGUGCUCCCAGGGAAAUAUGGCCUCCGACAGCAACAGAGACUGCUGGACCGGCGAAACGCAAGGAGUUUAUCGUAAGAUCGUUGUUGAGGAUGGUCUGGCAGCACAGCUACACAACCCGGAAGUCAAGCUAACGUCAAGAGAAAGAGAACUUUUAAAUGCCCUGCAGUUGAUGGACAAACUGGAGCACAAAACAGAGCUCAUUGAGCGAUUUUUGAGGAGUACGGUGGAAGACGCUGGCAUGCUGCCGAUGCCUGGGAGUGGAGACUACUACAGUGGGAGCGGCUCUGAAGAAUUCUCUGGAAGCGGGGAUCUAUCCGGUAGCGGAUCAGGCGAUGGCGUCGAAAACUCAACGCUUCCUCAGUUCUCUUACACAACAGUUACCCCCAAGGAAACAGAUUUCAGUUUCGAGCCCACAUCAAGAGGCGCUGGUGAGACAAGAACGAAAGACCCCAGCGGUCCAACGAGGCGCAUCCCAUACAGACCAGCCACAGACCCAUCCGUUGAAAGAACGAGGAGACCGGACACGCAAGGAGCAGCAUCAUCACUUCAUUCAGUCACACUGCUCUUGACCUCAGCGAUGCUCUGUCUUUCUGUCUUUCUGCAUUUGUGACAUUCUGCUUCUAAGCUAUGACCUGUAUUACGUGGUAUUACAUCCUUGUGUGAAAAAACACUGUCUUUAUAUCAUGACCCCUUUCACACUACCAGGCUGGUGUGAAAGGGGAAUGAAA